GUAUUGUGUCAGUUGGUGUAGUUUUUGAUGGAUUUAUGUAGUGAAAUAUGCCAAGGAGACGAAAUGGAGAAAUUCCAUUGCCUGAAGGUUGGGAUUACGGACGGGAUUAUGACGGGAAAGUUUAUUUCAUCGAUCACAACAACAAGAAAACUACUUGGAUUGAUCCUAGAGACAGGUACACUAAACCUCAAACAUUUGCCGAUUGUAUUGGAACAGAAUUGCCAUUAGGAUGGGAGGAAGGCUACGAUCCAAAUAUUGGUGUUUAUUACAUAGACCAUGUGAAACAAUGUACGCAACUAGAAGAUCCAAGACUGGAGUGGCGUGCGAUACAAGAAGCAAUGUUAAGAGAUUAUCUGCACACUGCUCAAGAUUUGUUAGAGGCCAAAAAGGAAAUCUAUGAUGUUAAGCAGCAAAGGUUGUGCUUGGCCCAGGAUGAAUAUAAUCAUCUUAAUAAUGCUCUCAGUACAUUAAAUACAUCAAGGACAAGUUUGUGCUCGAGUUCAAGUUCAUUAAGUACCAAAUAUGAUCCUGACCUUCUUAAAUCUGAUGUUGCACUUGCAAAAAGUAGAGUAUCCCGACUUAAAAGGGAAUUGGAACAAAUUAGAGCAGAAAUGUCUUGUACUCAGCGUGGAGUGGAAACACUAUCAUCUGUCGAACAAAAGUUGAAUGGAGGCUGCUACAAUAUAAAUGAAGCUCAAGCUAUGGUCGCAGAGCUCCGUGAAAUCCAAAGAUCUUUGACUUCUGGUGAACAAGAACGUUCUGAAUUGAUGAGAUCCUUAGCAAAACUUAAAGAUGACUUAACUAGACUUCAGUUGGGUGAAAGUUCUCCUGAUGUUAGUACUUUAUCUUUGCCUAGUUCAGUAGGCUCUACAACACCAGCCCCUCCUUCAGAAAAAUUGUCUACAGCAUCACAAACUGAUUUAUCUGGAGAGCUUGCACCAAUGGGCACUAGAUUAGCUACAAUGGCAAGAAUGAGAUUGGAAUAUGACGAAGCUCGCAAAAGGAUACAGUUUAUACAAGGUCAGCUUGCUGAUUUGGAAGAAAAAGUUACCCCAGGACAAGCAGAAAGUGAUAAAGACAGGUUAUUGUUGUUCCAAGAGAAGGAACAAUUAUUACGAGAGCUGCGAAGUAUUACUCCUCAUACUAGAAGUUUGAAAGAAAUGUCAGAUAUUCAAAAUGAAAUUCAUAGAUUAGAACAAGACCUGAAUACAGCUCUGGAGGUGUCUAAUCGCACAAUAACUGACAGAUUACGGCUUCAUGAAGAAAAGCAAGUUUUAUUGUCUGGACUUCGUGAUGCACUCCAUACGAUGGCUUCAUUAGAAUCUCAAUUAAGAACAUUAUCUGCUUCAACGUUGUCUGUUAGUUCAAGUUCAAGUUUAGGUUCUCUAUCUACAACUAGCAGUAAAGGAUCUUUAUCGUCUGCUAUCAGUUUUACUGAUAUAUAUGGGGGUGCACAUUGUUUAAAUCCCUCUGCAGAUCGUCCUAUAGAUAUGGUAGAUUUGCAUAGAAGGGUUGAAAGGCUACUUCAAGGAGAUUUUUGUCCUCCUCCACCUGCUUAUGAAGCUCUUCCACCUCCUAGUAGAUCACCACCUUUAUUUCCUAUAUGUGAAACUUCACCUACACCACCUACUGCUUCUGUUUCUGCUGCUGUCAGUGAUGAAAGUGUUGCUGGAGAUUCAGGGGUUUUUGAGGCUUCACAACGUACAUUAGAUAUGUCUUUAGAUACAGCUCAAGUACAAAUAAAGCUCAGGUAUACUGUAAGUAAUUUUAUUCUUCAUAUUGGGAUUGAGAAAGCAAGGAAUCUCGCAGCUCUUUUUAUUCCAGAGCAAUGCCAAGUGUACAUAAAAGCAACUCUUCUUCCAAAUAGUGCACAGAACUCACUAACUUGCUGUACUAAACCUAUUUCUGAAAUCGAUAAGGCAAAGUUCAAUGAAACCUUCACAUUUCAAGUACCUCUUAAUAAAUUAUGCACAAAAACUCUUCAAAUAAAUGUUUGUUCAUUGGCUGCUGAGGGAAAAACGGAAUGUUUGGGUUGUGCCCAGGUCAGCUUAGCCGAUUUUACACCAGAAUGUACUCUUCUUAAAUGGUACAAUAUUCUGAGCUUAAAGUUAAUGGUUGGCGAAACUCAGUUUAUGAGGAAGGAAAUAGGAAAUAAUGAAAAGCAAUUGAAAGAGGAAAGCAGUGAUGAAUCCACUAUAAUUUCUUCACAAACAUCAACUCUCACUAGAAAUCAAGGCUGUGAUAUAGUCAAUUCUGAAAAUAUUAGUGAAAGAAUUGAAGAAUUAGAAAGUGAAGAUGAUGAAAAUGAUAUUGAUGAUGAGGAAGGGAUCGAAAUAUAUUGCACUGAAGAACUCAACCAAGUUCUUAAAAUUCAAGAUGAAGAGGAUGUAGAUGAUAAAAGAGAGCAGGAAGACAAAGAAACUAAUACUGAAUGUUUCAUACCAGAAAAAGGUUGGAAGUUGGGAAUGCAAAAUAUCAUAAAGCGUUCUCAAACCUUUUCUCCUACAGCUACCAAACAAUAUAUUUGUAAGUUAAAUCGGAGUGAUAGUGACAGUUCUAUGCCUUUAUACCGGCGGAAUCAGUGUGCAUUUCAAAGAGGUGCAAUAGAAAGGAGAUCUUUGCGGUGGAGGAGUGGUAGGACUAAUCCUCCGACACAUUCUUCACAUGUUAUUGUUCCUAGAACAUCACUUGAUUUGGAAUUGGAUUUACGAGCACAGCAUACAAGAUUGCAUGCAUUACAAGAUGAUCUGAAUAGGCUUCGAGAAUUGAAGUCUAGACUUGAAGCAGCUAAAGAAAAAGGAGAUGUUGAAAUGGCCGCAUGGGUUAUGGAAGAUUCUCAAUUUCAAAAUCUUGUGGCUCAGGUUGAUGAGAAAAGCCCAGAUGAUAAAAAGGUUGAAAAGUUGUUGAAGAAAACUUUCAAAGAGAUCUAUAAACUUCGGAAGAGUAAAGCUGGAAAAGGAAAGCCUGACUUAAUUUCAUUCAAGGAAAAAAUGGCAUUUUUUACUCGAGCUAAUGUCAAUGUUCCUUUAUUGCCCACGGAAGAAGAGUCAGAAAAUAUCAAAGUUGAGAGUUGUGUUCCCCAGGAGCUAGGUGUAGAAAUAUGAUGUAUACCUAUAUAACCUUGGAAAGCACCAAAGUGAUAGCUAGAAGCAAAGAUUGUGAUAUUUUUGGAUAUUUGUAAAUAAUUUGUUUUAUUAUAUAUUUUUCUAAUAUAGUUAUUUUUAUCAAUGUAGCAUUUAUAAGAAAAUAUUUGUUUUUAUAUGAUCAUGUAUUUAUAAAUGUAUUAUUAAGAUUUCAUUGUGUUAUAACAAAUAGUCAUAGAUGGUUACAACACAAAUUUAAUUGCUUCCAUUAAUUUUAGUUUCAUUAAUACUAUUUAAAUUAUUGAACUUCAUAGAACAAUUUGUUCUAUUUAAUUUUUUUUUUUUUUUUUAUUAUAAUGG
This is a messenger RNA of Nezara viridula (southern green stink bug), 3443 nucleotides long. The record is from the annotation of a GenBank genome assembly. NCBI's taxonomy places the organism in Eukaryota, Metazoa, Arthropoda, Insecta, Hemiptera, Pentatomidae.